Nanorana parkeri is the source of this 4849-nucleotide messenger RNA. RefSeq names its product zinc finger CCHC-type containing 6 (gene TUT7). Bases 15 to 4466 code for a protein of 1483 amino acids. The record is from RefSeq and is a predicted model, not a curated record. NCBI's taxonomy places the organism in Eukaryota, Metazoa, Chordata, Amphibia, Anura, Dicroglossidae. Gene Ontology annotation, molecular function: zinc ion binding; nucleic acid binding; RNA uridylyltransferase activity. The transcript is spliced from 28 exons.
ACUGACUUUUGAAAAUGGGGGAUGCUGCCAAGAGAAGCAAAAACGGAGGUUUAAUGGAUGAAGAAGAUUUUAAAAGAACUCCUGGAAAGCAGUCCUACUUGGCUCAUGAUUCCCAUGGGAACAAUGAAGGAAAGAAGCUAGAUCCCCAAAAGUCUAAACCUAUUCCAUAUAGUAGCAGUCCCCGAAAUGGGACUCUUCAAAACACUUUGAAAAACUUCAGCCCAGGGGGACGAGCAGGUACUAAUCAAAAGGAUGGAGGCAAAAGGUGGAUGACGGAAGAGCAGAGAAGUAGCUCUGAUAACUGGAGGGAAAGGCGAUCCCAGGCAUUUAACAGAGCAAGGAAUGAUUCAACGGGUGAGCAAGCUGAUGGUUGUAGGUGGCAGGAAGGCGGGGAGCGUCGUAACCGAUUGGGCAGAACUCCGAUACAGAAAGGUGCCUUUCCUGAAGAUGGUUCUGAUCAAACUGGCAUUUCUGUGACACGAAAUAAACAAAAGCGUGACAGACGUCGCUACAAGUCUGAGCAGGAAGAGGAUGACUGCCUAGAAAGCCCGGUCAUAGAUGAGUCAACAUUGUCCGAGAAGGAGUUGCUGGGACUCAAGCAAGCAGAGGAACGCUUAAAGCGAGACUGUAUUUACAGACUGAAAAGGCGCCCUCAAAAGUAUCCUACAGCGAUUUAUACAUGUGAUCUUUGUGCUGCCCUUGUUGAUUCUAUAUCCUCUGCACACAAACACAUCAAAGAGAAAAGACACAAGAGGAAUUUAAAGGAAAAAAGGCAAGAGGAAUUACUGAUGACUCUGCCACCACCAACUGAAUCCCAAAUACAAGCAAUCGGUGUAGCAAUUAGUAAAGUGGUUCAGGAGCAUGGUAUGGAUGAAGAAGACUUGGUUGAAAGGCUAUCCACAGUCUCUGCUAUGGAAGCACUUAUUCAUGAAAAUCUUCCAGGCUGCUCCCUUAGGCUGUAUGGAUCCUCCUGCAGCAGAAUGGGAUUCAAAAACUCUGAUCUGAACAUAGAUAUUCAAUUUCCUGCCAGUAUGAAUCAACCAGAUGUUCUUUUAUUAGUUCAAGACAGCCUGAAACAUAGUGAUUUGUUCGUAGACUUCGAUGCUGAUUUCCACGCAAGAGUGCCCGUUGUGGUCUGUACAGAAAAGAGAAGUGGUCGUCUUUGUAAAGUAAGUGCCGGCAAUGAAAAUGCUUGUCUCACUACCAGCCUUCUCACUACUUUGGGCUUACUGGAAUCAAGGCUCAUGCCUCUGGUUGUGGCUUUUAGAUACUGGGCAAAGCUCUGUGGAAUAGACAGACCUGAAGAAGGGGGUUUACCACCAUAUGUACUUGCUCUCAUGGUUGUGUUCUUCUUUCAACAAAGAAAUGAGUCUGUUCUACCGGUGUAUUUGGGAUCAUGGAUUGAAGGCUUUUCCGUGUCCAAACUGGGCCAAUUUAGCUUGCGAGAGCUUGACAAGGAGUAUGUGACUUGGAUACAGACUGCUGGAGAUGGGGAGAGUCUCCAAAAUGAGCAACGCCAGUUAAACGGAAAGGUUCCAGUCAUCUUUCCUGCGGAGAAACAGUGUUCUGCCUCCGUUGGUCAGCUGUGGGUUGACCUGUUAAAAUUUUAUGCUUUGGAGUUCAAUAUGGGUGACUUUGUCAUCAAUGUACGUGUUAAGGAGAAAAUAUCCAGGGAAUUAAAGGACUGGCCUAAAAAACGUAUUGCUGUGGAAGAUCCAUACUCUGUUAAGAGGAAUGUUGCAAGAUCCUUGAACAGUCAGUUAGUGUUUGAGUUCAUGCUUCACUGUUUGAAGGCUACAUACAAAUAUUUUGCCAUGCCACAAAGUAAGUCUCAGAAAUCCAAAAAGAAGCCCACCAAUGCUACCUCAGUUGAUCUGGAAGGCAUACGAAUCAAGAGUGAAAGUGAAAAACAAUCAAACCUCAUUCUUGAUGCAAGUCAAAAACUGGAAAAUUUGUCCAUAGACGACAAUGAAAACAAAGUGAACAAUUCUGCCAUUGGUAUGAGCCACUGUGAAGGGUUAAACAUUGUCGUAAAGAAAAAGCUAGUAUUUAACACACUUGCUGAUCUUGCUAUCGAAGAUGAUUGUAUAACUGAGGAAGCUCUGGCAAACCCUGAAGAUGCCAUCCAGAGCUGUAAAGAUCUAGAGAUUGCUCAUGAAGGGUCCAAUGAUGACCAGCCUGUGGCAAAGGAAAAGCAACAAAAUGAUUACAUUUUGAUUAGUCAUGGCUUUGAUGAUGACAGUGAGAGCGGAGAUGCUCAUGUGGCAGGCAAUGAAGAAACGGACAGCCUUUCUGACUUCGAGGGGGGUUUGGGGGCUGAGGGUCAUGACUUUCCUUUAGACGGUGCGGACAUGUAUGCUGGAAAGGCGGACUUGGAUGAGGAAAGUACAGAGGAUGAUGAACUAGAGGAGAUGGCGAAUAAUUCAGAUGAUGAGGAUGAAGAAGAUGAGGAAAACGGCUUACUUUUGAAUCGCAGAGAGCAUUUGGAUAGUCUUACAGCAGAUGAAGAGCUAGAGAACACGUAUCCUGGUUCAGCAGAUGAUCUCUUGUCUGAAGACGACCAGCUGACGGAACAUGUGUCUUCUGGUAUUUUAAAAGCCGAUGUAGAAUUCCCUGGUACUUUAAAAGAUGAAGAUCCCAAACAGUUAAUCACCGCCACUGACAACUGUGGCAUUGAAGAUGCUACUUUAUUUUAUGAAUUUAGCAAGCCUACUUUCACCAAAGGCAAGCUGCCUACUGUUGUGUGUAACCUGUGUAAGAAAGAAGGACAUCUAAAAAAAGACUGCCCAGAAGACUUUAAAAAAAUUGAACUGGAACCCUUGCCACCUUUAACAUCCAAGUUUUGCCAAAUUUUGGAUCAAGUUUGUAUGCAGUGUUACACGGAUUUUUCUCCCUCGGCACUAGAGGGUAAAGCUCGGGAACAUAUACGACAGGAUCUGGAAGAUUUUGUAAGACGUGAUUUUCCGGGAGCAAGGCUUAACUUGUUUGGUUCCUCAAAAAAUGGCUUUGGGUUCAUAGAAAGUGAUCUGGAUAUCUGUCUGACAUUUGAUGGGCUUGAAACGGCUGAGACUUUGGAUUCAAUAAGGACGAUUGAAGAAUUGGCAAGACAUCUUCGAAAACAUCAAGGUUUGAGGAAUAUCCUUCCUAUUACCACAGCAAAGGUGCCAAUUGUAAAAUUCUUCCAUGUAAGAAGUGGACUUGAAGGAGACAUCAGUUUAUAUAACACACUGGCUCUACAUAACACUAGGCUUUUGGCAUCAUAUGCCGCUAUAGAUCCAAGAGUAAAAUACCUUUGUUACAUCAUGAAGGUGUUCACCAAGGUAUGUGACAUAGGAGAUGCUUCCAGAGGCAGUCUGUCUUCAUACGCGUAUACUCUUAUGGUGCUAUACUUCCUUCAGCAAAGGGAUCCACCUGUUAUCCCUGUCCUCCAAGAGAUUUACAUAGAUGCCCAUAGGCCUGAAAUACUUGUUGAUGGCUGGAAUGUGUACUUCUUUGACAAAUUGGAUGAAUUGUCAAAACACUGGCCAGAUUAUGGAAAAAAUAAGGAGUCUCCUGGUGAACUAUGGCUGGGGCUUCUUCGUUUUUAUACAGAAGAUUUUGAUUUUAAAGAACAUGUCAUUUCUAUCAGAAGAAAAAGCUUGCUCACCACUUUUAAAAAGCAGUGGACUUCCAAAUACAUAGUCAUAGAAGAUCCUUUUGACCUAAAUCACAAUCUGGGCGCUGGAUUGUCCAGAAAGAUGACUAAUUUUAUAAUGAAAGGUUUUAUCAAUGGAAGGCGGGUAUUUGGCACUGCAGUGAAAAGUUUUCCAAAAGAAUAUCGAUCCAAAAUGGAGUAUUUCUUUGAUCCAGAUGUACUGACCGAAGGUGAACUUGCUCCUAAUGACAGAUGUUGUCGCAUUUGUGGCAAAAUUGGACACUUUAUGAAAGAUUGCCCUAUGAGAAGAAAAGCAAGAAGGCGCAAUCAUGAAAAUGCCUCAAACCAAAGAUACCCAGACAAGAGACCGCAAAGAAAAAUUGAGGACAAAGAAAUGAAUAUGCAGGGAGGUGGUGUGAGCGUGGAUGGAAGAGAGCUACAUACCACUCCAAGAAAAGCGCAACAAGGACCAUGGAGCAACAAUGAGCCCUGCAAAGAUAGGACACCUAGAUCUGGCUCUGAAAAGUGGAAAAGACCAGAAGACCGAGAGCUUAGAGAGAAACGGUGCUUCAUUUGUGGACGGGAGGGUCACAUCAAGAAAGAAUGUCCUCAGUAUAAAGGGCCAGCGGGGAGCCCAAAGUCUGAUACCGUGUAUGGAUCGCCAUCUGGAGCCAGUCCUCAGAAACCACAGGCACGAUUUAUUCCAGUAGUACCAUCACCAGAUGACCGGAAAAAACAAAAAAUGUCUUUCAGUCCUCAGUCAGGCAGCCUUUCCAAUAAAUACAUGUCUCAGGGAAAAGCCUCUCAGAGGAGGACACAGCAGGAAUCCUAAAGGAGGAGGCACACUGCCACAGAUUUAAGCCGUCCAGGUGUAUGCCUUUCUACUUGGAAUGAAGUUUACGUUAAGAUCAACUCUAGUCAUGGAACAGCAGCAAUGAAAUAACAUUGGACACGAUUAAUAAAUGGUUACUUUUUGUUUUAACCUCCGUAUGACAAAGUUAAAACGUAAUAGCGUUUUGUGUUUUAAUUCUCUUAUCAUGGGCACCUUUUUUUUCUUAAUUUAUUUUUAAUAUUUUAACUGACUGCCACAUAAUGGACAGUUAUACUAUUCUGUAAUGAAUUCAUGGUGCCCCUUUCUGCCCAUGCCAUUUUAAUUGUAGCGCAGCUAUCUUAUAUGGAUUACCAAUUGAGAUUCCUACUUUUCUUUUUCUGAAA